AUGGCUCUCCCAGGCGAGGUCGGUUUGCGCGUACUGCUUUGCCCUUUUGGUUCCAACGUGCUUGUCCGGACUGCCUGCUGCUCUGUGGGGAUUGCUUUACCCGUUUACUCAACGUUUAAAGCUAUUGAGAAUAAGGAUCAAGCAGAGCAACAAAGGUGGCUCCUUUAUUGGGCAGCUUAUGGAUCUUUCAGUAUUGCAGAAGUAUUUUCAGACAAGAUUCUGUCCUGGUUUCCGCUCUACUACCAUGUGAAGUUUGCAUUUCUUGUUUGGUUACAACUUCCAUCCUCAAAUGGGGCAAAGCAUCUGUAUACAAGCCUUCUGCGUCCGUUCUUUCUGAGGCAUCAAGCCCGACUUGAUCAAGCUGUGGAUUUUAUAUAUGGUCAAAUGAGUAAAUUCAUCAGUUCACACCAAGGAGAUUUACAGUUUGCGAGGGUGCUUUUCAUGAAGGUUUUGGCAGCAGCAAGUGGGGUGGUUAAGGGUGUUGUGCCCCCCGGGAUAAGGCAAGCAAGUCCUGCGAUUGAAGACCCUGCGAAACAAACUCAGGACUCUGAAUCAGAAAAAGAUGAGUAG
Molecule: messenger RNA, 570 nt
Organism: Prunus armeniaca (apricot)
Lineage: Eukaryota; Viridiplantae; Streptophyta; Magnoliopsida; Rosales; Rosaceae
Source: the annotation of a GenBank genome assembly